CUUUGUAAACUGUGAAAUAAGGUUAUGGUCGAUUUUGAUUUUUUAUAGGUUAUAUUUUUCAAGGAAUAUUUGAGUAUUAACAGAUAGAGAAUAAAAUAAUGUCUAAAAAUCAAUCACAACGAACCCUGAAAGACGAUGUCGUUCAAGCUGUCGUUUUUGCUGAUUCCUUCAAUGAUAAUUUCGUACCUUUUUCAAAAAUAAUUUCUCCUUGCUUGCUGUCUUUAGCAAAUCGUCCUCUCCUGGAUUACACGCUACAAAGUUUAUCUGCUGGCGGAGUCAAUGAAGUAUUAUUGUUCUGUGCAACAUUUCCUCAACAAGUAAAACAAUUUGUCAAUGAUGGAGAAUGGGGUGAUUUGACAAUAAAUGUGAUUGUUUCGGAGGGCUGUCGGUCAGUAGGAGAUGCCAUGCGUGACCUGGAUGCUAAAGCCCUCAUCCGCAAGGACUUCAUUCUUGUCAGUGGAUUUCUUAUCGCAAAUCUCAAUUAUGAAUCAAUGUUGAAAAAACACAGCGAGUUUAGGAAGUUGGAUCUCGCAGGACAGACGCUAGCAAUGACAGUGCUAUUCAAAGAUGGAGGUAAUAGAAGAUAUCAUUCCAGUCAUGAUACUACUUACAUCAUGGAUUCCACCACAAAUCGUAUCUUAUGGCAAAAUAAGUCAUCUACAAAAAAGAAAGUGGAAAUACCAAUGGAAAUCAUUCUGAGCGGAAAUACGAUAGACAUCUGCCACGGAUUGCUCGAAACAAGGGUUUACAUCUGCUCCAACAAUGUGCCUCCUCUUUUCUCCGAUAAUUUUGACUUUCAAACAAUGGAUGAUUUUAUUAGAGGACUUUUGAUGAAUGAAGAGAUCAUAGCUAGCACACUCUAUGGCCACUUACUGCAAGGGGCCAACUAUGCAGCUACCGUUGAAUCGUGGGCCGAUUAUCAGACGAUAACAAAUGAUCUCCUGCAUCGUUGGAAUCCUCUUGUACCGGAUGUCUUCAACAAAUACUCAUUUCACAAACGUAGUGUCUAUCUAGGAAAAAAUAUAACACUUUCAAAGGGAUGUUCCGUUGGGCAAGAUGUGAUUAUUGGUGAUAAAUGCUCCGUAGGUGAGAAUACUGUUAUCAUAGGAUCGGUUCUCGGGAAUAAUUGCACUGUUGGAAGUAAUGUGCAAUUGAUAGGAUGUUACAUAUUUGACAAUGCUGUUAUUGAGAGUGGUUCUGAUAUAAGCUAUUCUGUUAUUGGCGAAAAGUGUAGAAUAGGAGCAAAAGUGACGAUUUCGGAUGGCUGCAUUCUGGGCCCACAGGUUGUCAUCGAUGCUGACAAAUAUUUGUCUGACUUGCGGCUGCAAUCCACUCCUGACUCUCGUGCACACCAAAUGUGUGUUGGUGCGCAUGCGUAUGCAUGUCCGGUGGACAGCGACGACGACUCAGAGUGUGAAGAAGACUUGACCUACAAGCAAGCCGGGGGGCGUGGACUCUUUUUCGCCGUCUCUGAUUGGACGGUGACUUAUGAGGGGGAAGUCACCUCCGAUAGUGAUGACGAGAGUAUGCAUGAAAUCGGCCAAGAGUUGGACGAUACUAAAAUUUUCUAUCAAGAGGUUCUUGACUCUCUGAUCAGAGGUUACUCGGAGAAAGUGCCCUGUGAUAAUCUUAUUCUUGAAAUAAACUCAUCAAGGUACGCUUACAAUGUGACAUUGAGGGAACUGAAUUGCCUGGUAAUGAAAGCCGUGCUGAGGCUACCAGCUGGCGAUGCUUCAAAUGUUGCUUCGUAUUGGGAACUCCUACAGAAAAAGCUGUCUUUCUUCGAUCCCAUUAUGAAGAAGUACAUAAGAAAUGAAGAGUCUCAAAAAGAUUGCUUGUUAGCUAUUGAGGAUGCGAGUGAGGAAGAUGCGAUGUUGUGUGAUGUUUCUAUGAAGCUGCUGCAUUACCUGUACAAUGAAGACUUUCUGGAGUCGGAUGUAAUUGAGUCGUGGUACAAGCAAUCAAGUGAAACCGCUCAUGCUAAAGUACUCAGAAGCAAAAUCCAACGAUUUAUAACGUGGCUUCAGGAACUAGAAAGUGGCUCUGAAGACGAAUCAGACUCUGAAUAAAAGUGUCUGUACAAUGUGAAUUUAUCUAAUUUUUUCAAGCCCCUGUGAUCGAACUCCUGAUAGUUUGUAAUAGUUUCUGGAAUAAAUAAAUUUUAUUCACGAUAA
Molecule: messenger RNA, 2174 nt
Organism: Nilaparvata lugens (brown planthopper)
Lineage: Eukaryota; Metazoa; Arthropoda; Insecta; Hemiptera; Delphacidae
Gene: eIF2Bepsilon
Product: translation initiation factor eIF-2B subunit epsilon
Cellular component (GO): eukaryotic translation initiation factor 2B complex
Molecular function (GO): translation initiation factor binding; guanyl-nucleotide exchange factor activity; translation initiation factor activity
Source: RefSeq, a predicted model, not a curated record